CCCCCCUCCAGGCAACAACAAACUUUAAGAAGAGGAAGGAGAAAAGAGAAGAGGACGAAGAGGAGUGGAGAAGCCUUGAGUCCUACCCUGUAGAAGAUCUCAGAAGCUUUGCAUCCCUAGAGAAACAUCCAGCAAGGUUCACACAUAAUUCGAAAGAUGGUGAAUGAAUACAAGGGAAUUGUUCUGCUGACAGGAUUAAUGGGUAUUAACGACCAUGAUUUUAGAAUGGUUAAGUCCUUGUUGAGCAAAGAACUAAAACUAAAUAAAAUGCAAGAUGAGUACGACAGAGUUAAGAUUGCUGACUUGAUGGAAGACAAGUUCCCAAAAGAUGCUGGAGUGGACCAACUGAUAAAACUAUAUAAGCAGAUUCCAGGACUUGGAGAUAUUGCUACUAAACUCAAAAAUGAGAAGGCAAAAGCUAAAAGGAAACAGACAGGGAAAAGGAAAACGGCAGCAAAAAGACAAAAGCGAGAAGAACCCAGUACUUCCCAACCUAUGUCCACCACAAAUGAAGAGGCGGAGCCAGGAUCAGGGAGGAGUACACCUGACACACAGGUUGCUCAGUUAUCUUUACCAGCUGCUUCCAGAAGGAACCAAACCAUUCAAAUAUCUCCAACAAUAGCAUCCAGCAGUGGUCAGACCAGCAGCAGAUCUCCAGAAACAUUGCAAAGCAUCAUUCAGCCCCCUGAGACUCCAACAAGAUCAUCCAGUAGCAUUCUGACCCCUCAAGUGUUUCCAGGAACAGCAUCUAGCAGUGUUCAGGCACUUGGAAUUCCUCUAGCAACACCAGCCAAGAGACCAAGACUGAAAAAUGUACCCAGAGAACCUUCUGAGGAAAAUGGUCACCAGCAAGGUUCCAAAAGAGUGAUGGUGUUAAAAGCAACAGAGCCAUUUGCAUAUGACAUGAGAGGAGAGAAGAAGAUGUUCCAUGCCACCGUGGCUACGGAGACAGAAUUUUUUAGAGUGAAGGUGUUUGACAUUGUCCUGAAGGAUAAGUUCAUCCCAUAUAAGGUCCUUACCAUCUCAGACUAUGUUGGUUGCAAUGGGUUCAUAAAUAUACAGAGGGCAUCUAGUGUGUCAGAGGUAAAUGAUGGCAAACCAAUGAAUAUCCCAACUUCACUGAAACAACGUGCCAAUCAAACACCUAAAAUCAACUAUCUUUGCUCAAAGAGAAGAGGAAUAUUUGUGAAUGGAGUGUUUAUUGUAUGGAAGAAAGAAGAAAAGAGGGAUUGCAUUUGCUACGAGAUAGGAGAUGAUACAGGGAUGAUGGAAGUGGAGGUCUACGGACGACUGACCAACGUUGUUUGUAAUCCCGGAGAUAAACUCAGACUUAUAUGCUUUGAACUGAUCUCAAAUGAAGAAAAAGUACAGCUGAGAUCUACAAGACACAGUAACAUGCAGGUCAUCAAGGCUAGGAACUGAGAAACAACCACCCAGCCCUGCUUCCUUUAUGAAACUGCAUGAAUUCUUGUUUGGGGGACUUGGACGGCACUGAUGUUUAUACAGAUAAGAUCCUGUUCCAACUACAGAAAAAUGUCAUUCAACUGAUCAAAUCCAGCUCUUCGCUUUAGGAAAUGGUGCUUAUUCUUUCUACAGUUUUAGCAUUUUAUUACGUAUUUUGAUUCUAUAGUGUUCAUACUUUGAAAGAAAAAACUUCAGGUACUUCACAAGUUUCUUGCAUUUGUCAGUUGCUUUAAAACUGGGUCUGCAGACCAAGGUGGAAUACAUAAGUUUC
Molecule: messenger RNA, 1735 nt
Organism: Mus pahari (shrew mouse)
Lineage: Eukaryota; Metazoa; Chordata; Mammalia; Rodentia; Muridae
Product: pyrin and HIN domain-containing protein 1-like
Exons: 7
Coding region: 157-1422 (421 amino acids)
Biological process (GO): cellular response to interferon-beta; activation of innate immune response
Molecular function (GO): double-stranded DNA binding
Source: RefSeq, a predicted model, not a curated record